Molecule: messenger RNA, 1204 nt
Organism: Theobroma umbraticum
Lineage: Eukaryota; Viridiplantae; Streptophyta; Magnoliopsida; Malvales; Malvaceae
Product: chaperone protein dnaJ 6
Source: RefSeq, a predicted model, not a curated record
CCGAAAUGGCGGGAAGGAAUCAAAGCCCUAAACCUCAACUAUAAAUGAAGAAACGACAUCUCCCUCUCAAAAUUUCCUGCUGCCUGCCUUAGAAGCCAACAAAAAAAAAUACCCUAUAUUUUCUUGUAUUGGAAAAAAAACUCGGAAAUAUUGUUAAUUAAUUUGGGCUAAAAUGGGAAAGAAAAAGAAAUCUAGGGUUUCACGCGAUGAAGAAGAGGAUGAAGUGGUGCAAGAGGAAGAGAAAAAUCACUCUUCUUCAAAUAAUAAGAGCUUAUAUGAGGUUCUCGGUGUUGAAAAGACAGCCUCUCAGCAAGAGAUUAAGAAGGCAUACUAUAAAUUGGCCUUGAGACUACAUCCUGAUAAAAAUCCUGGUGACGAGGAAGCUAAGGAGAAAUUUCAGCAAUUGCAGAAGGUUAUAUCCAUUCUUGGUGAUGAGGACAAACGGGCACUCUAUGACCAAACUGGCUGCAUUGAUGAUGCUGACCUUGCUGGGGAUGUUGUUCAGGAUUUGAAAGAUUUUUUCAGGGCUAUGUACAAAAAGGUCACUGAGGCUGAUAUUGAAGAGUUUGAAGCAAACUAUAGGGGAUCUGAUUCAGAGAAGAAAGAUUUGAUUGACCUUUAUAAGAAGUGCAAGGGCAAUAUGAAUAAGCUCUUCUGUUCGAUGCUUUGUUCGGAUCCUAAGCUUGAUUCACACCGUUUCAAGGAUAUGCUUGAUGAGGCAAUAGCUGCUGGAGAAUUGAAAGAAACCAAAGCCUACCAGAAAUGGGCAAAGAAAAUUUCUCAAAUCAAGCCACCUACCAGUCCCUUGAGGAGGAAGAGGAAAUCAAAUAAACAGCCAGAGGCAGAUCUAUUUGCAAUUAUAUCUGAGCGCCGAAGUGAGAGGAAAGACCGGUUUGAUUCCAUGUUUUCAUCACUGAUCUCCAAAUAUGGGGGUAAAGCAGAUUCUGAACCUACUGAAGAAGAAUUUGAAGCUGCACAGAGGAAAGUUGAAAGCCAUAAGGCCUCCAGCAAAUCAAGGCGGAAGUGACAUUGCAUCUUACCUAGAUUUUAUUCUAGGAUUGUUUCUCUAAAACUUUGGCUUUGGUGAGAACUCUACAAAAUGCAACUUGUCUUAAUUAUCUAAAAAUGAACAAAUCACCUAAAGAAAGAAACAUGAAAGUUGCCUUUGUUCUAGUCAAAAAAUGACGACAGCAUCAUUUUCAUU